This is a messenger RNA of Notodromas monacha, 360 nucleotides long. The record is from the annotation of a GenBank genome assembly. Lineage: Eukaryota; Metazoa; Arthropoda; Ostracoda; Podocopida; Cyprididae.
AUGACGACUCAUCUUUAUGCUGAUGGAUCAUUUGCAAAAGAGCUUUGGCUUCCAGCUCCAGGAAAUGCGUUUGGUAGCGAGAGAAUUAGUCACCAAAUGCUUGAAGAAGGUCUUCAUUACCCUCAAAUGAACGGGAAAACGGCCAAUCUUAGAAUCAAUUCGAAAGUGGCAGAGAUGCUGGGGAUUCCAGAAUCAAAAGUUUUCAAUACAAUCCAAAAUUAUGGAAAUACGACAGCAGCAACCAUCCCGUUAGGAAUGGAUGAUGCUAUUAAAGCUGGUGUUCUUAAAAAAGGGAUGCUGGUUGCGAGUGCUGCCUUUGGAUCAGGGUUUACCUGGGCAAGUGCAGUUUGGCGCUACUAA